Molecule: messenger RNA, 697 nt
Organism: Hydra vulgaris (swiftwater hydra)
Lineage: Eukaryota; Metazoa; Cnidaria; Hydrozoa; Anthoathecata; Hydridae
Biological process (GO): microtubule nucleation; centrosome cycle; spindle assembly
Cellular component (GO): HAUS complex; mitotic spindle microtubule; centrosome
Source: RefSeq, a predicted model, not a curated record
AAUUUUUGAUUUUUUUAAAAACUUUUUCAAAUCUUAAAAUUGUUAAUAUAACAAGAUGUCUAGUAAUCCAUGGACUUCAGGGUCUCUAGAUGGUUUCAAAAAGAUAAUUGAUAUCAAUGAAAGGUUUACAAAUGGAAGCACUUUACAUCAAUUAGAAAACGCUGAGCGUCAUGCAUCUGUAGAAUUCAUAGAGAUUCUUAAAGAGCUUACUAAAAAGAACAAAGAGCUGACACAUAUAAACUUUGAAAUUCAACGUACGAAACUUUAUAAACAGUUUUACAGCAUAAUGAGUUCUGAUAUUUUAGAUAAUUUGUUAUCUAUGGUUGAAUUUCUGUCGGAACAUUUUCAAAUGGUUAUUGACAAUAAAGCCACACUAACUAACAAAUUUCGGACACUUUAUUUGGGAGAUUAUCUAAAUGUAGAUGUGUCAUAUCACAGUGAUAUAUGUGACUUUUUUCCUCGUGUUGCUUGUAUAGUGAAUGAUCUACAAACAGUUUUACAGAAUAUUGAAUGGUUUCAAUUAAAGUUCUUUGAAAGUGGUGAUUUUAAAGAUUCACUUGAUGUUGUUGCCUCAGCUCUUUCUAACAUUCAAAAUCAUUAUCAAGUAAUUAUCGAAUCACGAGAUGCUAUGGGUAUACUUGUUAAAAAUAAAUAACUUUUGUAUUCAGGUUUUACGCAAUAUUAGUUAAUCUUAUAA